Molecule: messenger RNA, 6393 nt
Organism: Misgurnus anguillicaudatus (oriental weatherfish)
Lineage: Eukaryota; Metazoa; Chordata; Actinopteri; Cypriniformes; Cobitidae
Gene: rasgrp3
Product: RAS guanyl releasing protein 3 (calcium and DAG-regulated)
Biological process (GO): Ras protein signal transduction
Cellular component (GO): plasma membrane
Molecular function (GO): guanyl-nucleotide exchange factor activity; calcium ion binding
Source: RefSeq, a predicted model, not a curated record
CAGCGGACUGUAAAGCCAGAGUUCACCGAUUGGAUUUAAAACCGCUGGUCGUGUGGUGUUUCGGGAUUGCUCGGUUCAUCUGUAGUAAAUCAGGUUUUAUAGAGAGACGGCCAGAGAUAAUCGUCUGUUGUUUCUGUGGGCUGAAGCUUUAGAUGACUGUCUGAUAGUGAGGUUGUGGAGAGGUAAGUCAUUUGCUGAUUGCAGGUUGAAUGAAUGGCUCAUUUGUACGUGAUGGGUGUUUGUGCGCAUGAGAGCUUUAACGCUCUCUUUCUUGUCUGUAUCAACUGUAAAAUGAUUUAUAAAAGGAUUCAAUAUUCAGUUUUUUUUCUGAUCAUAUUGCUGUCUAAGAAGAAAUUGAAACAUUUGUGAAUUGUUAAUCCCGCUUUUAUUUUACCCGCCUAUUAAUAGAAACCGGCAAAUGUGCUAAAAAUAAAAUAAUAAUAGGGUUGUUUGUAAAUAAAGCACUGCUGGACAAGUCUACAUGCACCUGCAGAAAGAGGUGCUGUGAUGCUUGACCUCUCUCUCUUUAGGGUCGGUGGGCGGAGUCUAGGUUAAAGCUUUACCUCGCUGCAGAAACAGACAGAUGUAAAGAGCAGAUGUUUCAUUUUUGCUUCCAGAGACAGACACAUCUGCCCCAUCUGCUUUCCCCACAGACAUUCUGUCCUCUUUUUCUCUCUUUUUAUCAGAAUCUGUUCUUUGCCUGCUGUUUGUUUGUUUGUUGCUUAUUGUACUAAAUAUCAGCACAGCUGUCCUCUUAAUCAUGUCAUAUUGCUUAAAUGUGUACUCAAGCUCAAUUUUCGGUUUGGUACACAGGGCACUGGCUGAAAGUGAAAUACCUUACGUCCUCACUCUCUCUUUUAUAUUCUCACUCUUUCUCACUCUCUCGUUUGUAAUUAUCUGACUCUCUCUCCCCUGUUCGUCUUCUGAGCCCUUCUGUCACUCUGAUUGGCUGUGAUGCUCUGUCAUAUGGCCGUCUGAUGUGCGUUGGUGUUUACAAACAGGCGUGGAUGACAGUGGGAUGCUGUCAGUCAGCUGAUCACAGGCUGUUCUUCAUUUCUCAUGAACUACAGCAGAUAUUAGGAGUUACACUUUGGUUGAUUAACACAGAUUGACUUGAUCUUUCUCCUGUUAAUGACGAGUUUAGGACUCAGAAACACCAUUUCUCCGGUUUAGUACUUUACAAACGUUUGGACAAGAGAAAAGAAGGGAAGGUGUGCCUUCAAGUGCCUGAUGGCAGUGAACUUGAUGUCUCAGUAGAGUCAGGUUGGACAGGAGGUCAUGGGGUCGGUUACGUUGGGAAAGGCUGCUUCACUUGAGCUGCUGCUGGAGGCUUGUAUUCAAGCAUUUGAUGAUGAUGGAGAGCUGCAUGACAGUCAGCUUCCUCGAACCCUUCUGCUGAUGCAUCGCUGGUAUGUGUCCUCCACUGAUCUUGCUGGGAAACUUCUGAUUAUGUAUCGCGACUGUCAGGGAGAUGACUGCCAACGGACAAGACUGAAGAUCUGUUACUUAAUGAGGUACUGGAUUGCAGAAUUUCCUGCGGAGUUUGACUUGGAUCUGGGUUUGAUCCGCCUCACAGAAGAAUUCAGAGACGCUGCCGCUCAGCUGGGUGGCGAUGAGCACAUUAAACUACUUGACAUUUCUACAAUUCCCUCGUAUGACUGGAUGCGCAAACUGACUCAGCGAAAGAAGCAGGUGAAGAAGGGCAAAGCAUCACUUCUGUUUGAUCACCUGGAACCCAUUGAACUGGCUGAACAUCUCACCUUCCUAGAGUACAAGUCCAUCAGGAGGAUAUCGUUCACAGAUUACCAGAGCUACGUGAUUCAUGGUUGUGUUGUAGAUAACCCCACAUUAGAGCGCUCCAUCGCCCUGUUUAAUGGCAUCUCUCAGUGGGUUCAACUGAUGGUGCUCAGCAAACUCACUCCUCAACACAGAGCCGAGGUCAUCAACAAAUACAUCCAUGUUGCUCAGAAACUGCUCCACCUGCAGAACUUUAACACUCUUAUGGCUGUGGUUGGAGGUCUGAGUCACAGCUCUAUUUCCCGUCUGAAGGAAACUCAUUCUCACCUCAGCCCAGAAGUCACCAAGAUAUGGAAUGAAAUGACAGAGCUGGUUUCAUCUAACGGUAAUUACUGCGCUUACCGCAAAGCGUUCGGUGAAUGUGAAGGGUUUAAGAUCCCUAUACUGGGCGUUCACCUGAAGGACCUGAUCGCAGUGCACGUGGUCUUCCCGGACUGGGUAGAGGACGGAAAAGUUAACAUUGUGAAGAUGCAACAGCUCUAUCUCACCUUUAAUGAGCUGGUGUCUCUCCAGAGCGCCGUGUCUCAGGUGGAGCCCAAUAUGGACCUGAUUUACCUUCUCACUCUGUCCUUGGACCUAUACUACACAGAAGACGAAAUUUAUGAGCUAUCGCUGCUCCGAGAACCACGUAACCCCAAAUCCCAGCCCACAUCACCCACAACCCCCAACAAACCUCUGGCUCCACUGGAUUGGGCUUCUGGGGUCACCACAAAACCAGAUCCUUCUGUGGUCAACAAACAUAUCAGGAAGGUCGUUGAUUCUGUGUUUCGUAACUAUGACCACGAUCACGAUGGAUACAUAUCUCAGGAAGAUUUCGAGAGCAUUGCUGCAAAUUUCCCAUUCUUGGAUUCCUUCUGUGUGCUUGAUAAAGAUCAGGAUGGAUUGAUUAGUAAGGAUGAAAUGAUGGCGUAUUUCCUACGUGCCAACCCCUUGCUGCAGUGUAAGAUGGGACCUGGAUUUAUUCACAACUUCCAGGAGAUGACCUACCUGAAACCAACUUUCUGUGAACAUUGUGCAGGAUUUCUCUGGGGGAUAAUCAAACAAGGAUAUAAGUGCAAAGACUGCGGGGUGAACUGUCACAAACAGUGUCGUGAGCUGCUGGUUUUAGCCUGUCGCCGUCUCCCUCGGUCCACCUCAAUGGGCAGCGUGUCACCAGGAACACUCACCCAUAGCUCUUUACCCAGCAGCCCCACCCUGCCCACCUGUAAAGAUGACGAUGAGGUGUUUACGUUCCCUACUCUGUCACCAUCAUCGAGCUCUGAUCUGGAGGGAAAAUCCAUCACACUGAUGACGGGUUCAGCCCAGCGGAUCUCAGUAAGGCUGCAGAGAGCCACCACCAGUCAGGCCACGCAAACAGAACCGCUGUGGCCUGAGAACGGCUGGGCUGCCGUGGCUGACGGCGGGUCACACACCUUCCCCAAGAUGAGGUACAGACCACACCGCAAACCAUCCAAGAGUAAAGGCUUUGCCCGCUGGGAGAACGACACACAGAUUUCAGGAACGAAUCGCACUCGUCGGGAGUCACAGGAGCAGAGCGAAGUGUCACAGCAGAACGGACUCACAGAACAGCAUAAGGACAAAACUGGAACGUCUGAGAUCAGCUGACUUGUCCGAAAUAUGGGCCCAAGCAGGACGCCCUGGAGGCGGUCAGGAGCACGGCUGAGAAGGCUCGCCUCUUUAGGGAGUGUGCUGGGGUGCCUCAUGCCUCGAGUAGAUCGGGAAUAGCGCCACUGUUUCCACAGCCUCAUCUGCAGUAGGCUGGGAGACAACCCGCUGACUGCACUGAGAAAGAAGAGGUCUGGGACUACACAGCAUACCUGCGAUGCUGUGCCCUCUUGCAAGGAGUUGGUGAUACUGGACUGCAGUGGACAGACUGGAAACGCAGUACUCAGUGUCAAUAUAAGCUGAUGUGAUGGAUACAUCGGUGCUUAGUGUAAUAGGUGUAUGUAAAAAGUAGAAAGAAUGUAGAACAGAAUGUAGAAAGGAAUUUUGUACAGAGAAGUUAUUAUUUAAGGUGUAGACAAAUGUGUAUUCAUAACACUACAAGAGGACAUUUUGAUUUUAAUAUCAUUUACAAGUUGUUUUAGGUGGCACAGGCAUGUGGUGAUUUAGAAAGAUUAUCCUAUCUAUAUUUAAAUAAAACACUAACUUUAUACGUUUGCCCAGCAACGUGUUAUGAUCUAAAGUGAAAGGUACGUAGACAAAGAUAAAAGAGUUGCCACAGAAGACCACUUAUCCAGAUCUUUACCCCAGAUAUAAUGCUAUAUAAAGUUCAUCUUAACUCCUUCUUUUAUUAGUUUCUUACAUGAUUUGCAACAAAGUUGAUGUAAACUGUAUACAGAUCCUGGGUGCAAGAUGGUUAAAGUAUAAAGUAUAGCCUCUCACCUUGUACAUCAUUACAUCAAUGUUGCUUAGCAACACUAGCAAUGUAAAGAUGACAUGGACUUCAUACAUCCAUAAAUGCAGAAAAAAGACUACUGACCCAGGUGUGCUGUCGGCCAGGUGUUUGCAUGGCCUCUGUUGCUAAGAGCACAGUGAUUGAGUUGGGCGGCUAGUCUGUUGCUACGGCAACUUGCAGACUUCAGCGUCCUUCAUUGACAUAUGUUCUAAAAUGAGUUUUACACUCAGGUGCAAGAUAAUAUGAUCAUUUUUGUGUGAGAGUAAGUAGCAAUACUGUACAUCCCAUAGGAUUCAAUCCUAUGGAUACACAACCAUUAUGGACUUAAAGGGACAGUUCACCCAAAAAUGAAAAUUCUGACAUCAUUUACUCACCCUCAUGUUGUUCUAAACCUGUGAGUUGCUUUUUCUGUUCAAGCUCACAUUUGACGAUACCCAUUGACUUCCAUAGUAUUUGUUUUUCCUAAUAUGGAAGUCAAUGUGUAUUGUUAACAUCAUUUAUUAAAAUAUCUUAUUUUGGGUUCAACAGAAUGAUAACUCACACAGGUUUAGAACAACAUGAGGGUCAGAAUUUUCUUUCCCUUUAAGUGCAGAUGUAAUGGUCACAAUUACACUUACGCAAUCAUAAAUGUUAUGUGGUUUUAGUCGAGUCCCACUGACCCAUGAUAAAAAUCCCAUGAGAAGCCUGUGAAAGCCCUUGAGAAUGUCCUGUUCAUAUAUCAUGAACCUUUUGUUAAUUUAUAAAUGCAUAGCAAUUGUUGUCAUUGUCAUUCUUCACAGAGCAUUAUUCUGAUUAUGUGCUUACGUCAUCUCUGUUGUCAUAGUAUAGUUUAAGUAUUUAUCUGUAAAUGCACUGUGACUGUUUAUCUUCUAUUGAAAGGUGAGUACUACUGAUAGUGUUUUACAUCUCAUUGACUAAAUCAUGGACUGCACAUUAUUUGGUUUUUGAUGAGCAUCAUAGCAACAGAAUUGAAUGUACAAACAUUACUGAGCCAGCCAGAGUGGAUCAAUUGAUUUUUGGAGAUAUGGCCAAUAACUGCUGUAAAAUGAUCAACCUUGUCAAUACUGUAUCGACUGUAGUAAUAUAAAUGUUUAUGGUUAAUAUCAUGUCUACUUAAGGCGUGCAUUUACUGUAUUAUGAAAAGUCAUACAUUUCAAUUAAAUAUACACAGCAACGUGAUUUUUGCAGUACUAAAUUCUCUGAUUCACACUGUAAUGUUAUCUGUGCAGUGUGUAGUGGCCGGUUGCAUAAAUUGUUUUAGACUUCAAAACUGAUCAUAACUGUUUUAAGUAUGUUACAUAAAAAGGUAUAUUGGUCUAAUUUAAAUCCAAAUAUUAAGACUGAUUAGCCCUAGUUGGUCAGACUAGUUUUUAAGACUUAAAGGUGAAAUGUGUGAAUUUUUGUGGCAUCUAGUGGUGAGGUUGCGCAUUGCAACCAAAGGCUUAGUCCACUGCUCACCCCUCACUUUUGAAACUCAUAGAGAAGCUACGUUAGCCGCCAAGGGACAAACAUGUCAUCAUCGGAGACUACUAAGUAAAAAAAGUUUGCACAAAAAGGCGACAUCCAUGUAAGGGGACCCUUGGUGUGUAGAUAAAAACAUCUUAUUCUAAGGUAAUAAAAACAUAAUGGUUCAUUAUGUAAGGUCUUUAUACACCCCUGAUCAUAUAGUUUUGUAUAUUAUUUUGCAUUUCUGUCAAGAAAUCCUUGUAAAAAUUACACACUGCACCUUUAAAGUCUUUGAAAAAGGGAGUCGACUACCAAAACACACUUGUAGCCAAUCAGCACUAAGGUGCGUGUCUACUAAACGACAUCGUUGCCUGGUUUGCGUAUGUGUGGGGUGGUUCUAUCAAAAGAAGGUCCAGAUUCUAUUGGGGUAGGGGUGUGUUUGUUUAGGUGAUUUCAAAUAUCAACAUUGGCUUUCAGAGAUCAUGCACCCCGCCUUUAACUAAGCGGCUAGGUUUAUGCAAUCGGCCACAGGUCAUCACACAAGUCUCAGGAGUCCCAGUGAAUAUAAGCUUGACCCACAAAACUGAAAACUUUGGACUGGAUCACAUUUUGUGUAAUUCGGUGCAGGAAAAUAACUGUAUCAAAGUCUGACAGAAAUGUAUUAUGAUUAAAAGUAUUUAAUUUACAGUCUAUUUUUAUGGAAAAGCUGGAUUUAAAAAUCUGAUUUAACUGUAAUUAUAUCAAUAAUGUGU